Fomitiporia mediterranea MF3/22 is the source of this 858-nucleotide messenger RNA. RefSeq lists its product as uncharacterized. The coding region runs from base 1 to 858 and encodes 285 amino acids. The record is from RefSeq and is a predicted model, not a curated record. NCBI's taxonomy places the organism in Eukaryota, Fungi, Basidiomycota, Agaricomycetes, Hymenochaetales, Hymenochaetaceae. The transcript has 7 exons.
AUGGCUAGUACUGUCAAUAUAUAUACGAACUCUAUGGUGUUCCAUAUGUACCGGAUUAUGGCAUUGAUUUCCGGCCGUGGAGUGACUCACUUUGUCCUGUUUGAUUGCUCCAAGUCCUUUGCUGCUACCUGUAAGGAACUCCGCGUACCUGAAAGGUUUGCAACAGAAGGCGAGAUUAUCAACAGUCCUAUCAUAGCAGCCUUCAAGACUGCUAUAGUGGACAGUGAUAAAAUUCGAGUGCACAUAGUUCCAUCACCACCUAUAGGUGUAAAGGACAUUCUGCAGUCAUUGAUGAAUGUAGUCGCAAAUUGUUUCGGCAUUAAACGCAAAACUAGCGCGUUUCAGUUCUUGGACAGGAAGCCACAUCUAGUGAAGCAGUUGAGAGACGGCUACAAAUAUCUGGCAGAUAAUUAUAUCAUUGAUUCGCUUAAUCAAGCGCGAGACAGAGUGAGUUUCUUUGGAGACGGGGAGGGAGCAUUCGUUGCCAACGCUCUUGCAGAGAUAAUUCGCAAAACUGCGACGCAGACCAAAUUCAUGCGAGUAGAACUACUCGGGAUGUGGCAUGACCCAGAUGCACCUGCUCAUCAGCAUAAGCUAUGUAGCCUACUUGACUGGUCUGGUGCUAAUGCCAGUCUUACACCAGUCGGAGGAAGCAACUCCUUUGUGGUGCCUGCAGCAAAGUCCAUCCCGACCCACUCAGCUGCCCGCUUCAGCACAUGCUUAGUAUGCUGCGAUCAACGUAAUGUAAUACAUAUUACGAAAAGUACAGCAUUGGAUUCCGGCAGGAAAGGCAGAGUGCACGAUCACGUGCGAGAGUGCGAGAAAAAUGCCGGAUUAGGGCUCAAACUUAUUAUGUAA